AUGUUUGUGAACAACAGGUGGAUAAACGGCCGGGGACCAACGCUUCUCCAAGAUUUCGGCGUUAAUCAGUAUCUGAGCGCCGGUGCCGUGAACAUGGAUAUCGCCGAUGGAGCGGAGGAGCUUUCCUUGGAGGAAAUCUUAUCGUUGUACAGCCAGCCGAUCAAUGAAGAGCAGGGAUGGGCUGUUUGUUACCAAUGUUGCAGAACUUUGGUUCAGAAACACCGGAGGAUUCAUUCCAAGACCUCCAGCGCUUCAGUUGGGGAUUUGCCGAGAAGGAUUGAAGGACCUGGCGAUGUACGGAUUCUGAGAGAUGGAACAGUUCAAUUGCACCACCAAGACAGCACAGAUAAACCCAGACCUCCCAACACUUCCUUAGAGGUGAUUGAAUCUCUGGGAAUCAUGAUCUACAAGGCGUUGGACUACAGUCUGAAGGAGAGCGAGGAGAGAGAGCUCAGUCCGCCUCUGGAGCAACUCAUCGACAUGAUGACCAACAUGGCAGAGAAAGACAGUGACCCCUGCCCUGAUGAAGGUUACGAGGCCACCGAGGAUGAGGAAGACCCAAACACUGUCUGUAAUAAUAUUAAAAGAUUCAGAGACGUCCUCACGCUGUGUACGUCCCACCUGCCCAGCCCCUCUGAUGCCCCUAACCACUACCAGGCUGUGUGUCGGGCGCUCUACGCCGAGACCAGAGAGCUACGCAGCUUCCUGGAGAAGAUCAGGAGUGCCAAAGAGAACCUGCGGCGGAUGGAGCGAGACACUGGAGAGGAACCAAUCAGAGACGAGCUACAGAACGCUGACUGGGCUAGGUUCUGGAUGCAGGUGAUGGGUGACCUGCGUAACGGGGUCAAGCUGAAGAAGGUCCAGGAGAGACAGUACAGCCCUCUACCUGUAGAGUUCCAGCUCACACCUUAUGAGAUGCUGAUGGAUGACAUCCGCUUCAAACGAUACAAACUACGGAACGUCAUGGUGAAUGGAGACAUCCCUCCCAGGUUAAAGAGCGCUCAUGAGGUCAUCCUGGACUUCAUCCGCUCCCGACCACCUCUCAACCCUGUUACUGGAAGGAAGUUGAAGCCUCACCCUGCGUGGCCGCAGACCCUACAUGAGCGUCUCUUAGAGGGCAUCAAACGGGAGAGGAAGCUACGGCCUGUUUCACCUGACGUGACCCGACGCAAUCGCCUGGGGAGAAACAGGGAUGAUGAUGAUGAUGAUGACAGGACCAUAUUGAAGCUGUUCCCUCCUAUAGGAGCAGACAAAAGCAUCAGCACCCCUCAAGAUCUGAACCGCAGCUCUGACUUGUCCAGUCCAGAUGCCCCCAGGAAGCACGCCGCCAGCAUCCUGUCCUGUCCACCAGCUCCCGGGGUGGGAGGGGCUCUGAGUCAGAGGAAGAGGCUCCUGAAGGCGCCCACGCUGUCUGAACUGGAAAGCUCAGAGUCCGAUGAUGAGCCCAGCCACAGCUCCUCCAGUCGGUCAGCAUCCGUGUUGGACGCCUCGUCUCCGGGAUCUGUCCUGGGGAAGAACGCACCCCCUAGGUUCCUGCCCAUCACCAUGACUCCCCAGCCUGACAGUCGCCCCUCCCCUCAGAGUAGACACUCCAUUGAGAAGGAGCCCCCCACCAGCAUACGACCCCUCUCAGCCCCCACCAGACAGAGCUCCAAGUCUCUGGUACAACGUGGGGGGGUGUUCUUUCAGGAGGACGUCUGCUACCCUGUAGAGUGUCUGGCUCUAACAGUAGAAGAGGUGAUGCACAUCAGACAUGUUCUGGUCAAAGCUGAGCUGGAGAAGUUCCAACAGUACAAAGACGUCUACAACGAACUGAGGAAAGGAAAGCUGUGUUUCUCCUGUCGGACUAAAAGGUUCUCCUUCUUCAACCGGUCCUACACCUGCCAAUUCUGCAAAAGGCCUGUGUGCUCUCAGUGCUGUAAAAAGGAGAGACUUCCCUCUAAGCCGUAUGCCAACCUGUCCAUCUCCUCUCUGGGAUCUACUACCACCAUCCUACCGAGGGAGGAGGCUGGAGGGACAUCAGCCUUGGACACCCCAGAGAAGCCCUCGUCCAGCCAGCGCCUGCGCCAGACUGUCUCCAGGUUAUCCAAACGCAAAAUUGAGCGGUCUAGUGACGAGCUGGAUCUUCCCAAGGAGCUGACAGAGGAUUGGUGUACCAUGGAGGUCUGCAUCGACUGUAAGAUGUUCAUCUCUGAGAUCAUCUCCAGCAGCAAGCGCUCUCUGGCCACCAAGCGAGCCCAUCUGAAGAGGAAAACCCAGUCCUUGUACAUAUCUUCAGCUAACAAAGACUACUGCAGACCCUCUGUGAGGAACGUCAACGAGGUUUAACUUUAGGGUCAGACCUCUCUGUUCACUCCUUGGAGGCAUCUCAAAUCCAAAUUGUAUUUGUCACGUGCUUCUAAAACAGCAGUGAAAUGCUUCUAUUUCAUGAAAAACUUCUCCAUAUAGGGCAGCACUUUGACCAGAGCUCAAAGGGACCAGGCUGCUUGUUGGCCAUCUAGCUGUGUGAUGUAUUUAUCAUGACUCUGCGCACCCUGGCUGACACUCUAUGGACUCUGGUCUAAAGUAGUGCACUGAAUAGGGUAGGUACCCUUUUGAGACAGUCAUACUCUCUCAGCUCUUUGCUGCUCAUCACUGUGUUAUAAUGAUAUAGGUGACCGUUAUAGAAGAUGUUCAGUGUGUUAGUAUACACUACCUACCUGGAUGGAUGAUUCUAGACAUUUGUUGAAUAGACAGCAUGGGUUCUCUUCCCCUAACCCCUAGUGUCAGGAACGUUUGGGUUGGUGUACAGCUGUGGGCGGACAACUAGCUAGCCGUUGACAGAAACCAAUUCACAGUAUAGUAGUCCAUGAACAAAGUGUCUACCACAGUAUAGAUGCGCUAUUAGAAUAUUUAACCAUUUCCUAUUCUCUCACGUUCUGUGAUUAACCCUAAUAUACUGAACAAACGCAACAUGCAACACUUUCAAAGAGUUUACUGAGUUACAGUUCAGGAAAUCAGUCAAUUGAAAUAAAUUCAUUAGGCCCUCAUCGAUGGAUUUUACAUGACUGGGCAGGUUGCAGCCAUGGGUGGGCCUUGGAGGGCAUAGGACCACCCACUGGGGAGCCAGACCCACCCACUGGGGAGCCAGACCCACCCACUGGGGAGCCAGACCCACCCACUGGGGAGCCAGACCCACCCACCCACUGGGGAGCCAGACCCACCCAUUAGGAAACCAGGCCCAGCCAAUCAGAAUGAGUAUAUACUCACAAAAGACAGAUACUCCUCAGCACCCCCCAGAUGAUCCAGCAGAUGAAGAAGCUGGAUGUUGAGGUCCUGGGUUGGUGUGGUUACUUGUGGUCUGCGGUUGUGAGGCUGGUUGGAUGUACUGCCCAAAUUGUCUAAAGCGACGUUGGAGGCGGUUUAUGGUAGAGAAAUAAACAUUAAAUUAUCUGGCAACAGCUCUGCUGGACAUUCCUACAGUCAGCAUGCCAAUUGCACGCUCCCUCAAAACACAAGACAUCUGUGGCUUUGUGUUGUGACAAAACUGCACAUUUUAAGUGGCAUUUUAUUAUCCCCAGCACAAGGUGCACCUGUGUAAUGAUCAUGUUUGUUUAUCUUCUUGAUAUGCUAAACCUGUCAGGUGGAUGGAUUAUCUUGGCAAAGGAGAAAUGCUCACUAACAUGGAUGUAAACGAAUUUGUGCACAUGGAACAUUUCUGGGAUCUUUUAUUUCAGCUCAUGAAACAUGUGACCAACACUUUACAUGUUGCAUUUUAUAUUUUGGUUAAGUGAAAUAGGGGGACCAUUCAAAUAGCUGCUGAGAUACGGAGGUGGUCGGUCGGUGAGACCUCUCGUCCCCGUCCAGAGAUAAUAUAUAUAUUUAACAGUAGUGUGGUCGGUCGGUGAGACCUCUAGUCCCCAUCCAGAGAUGAUAUAUAUAUAUUUAACAGUAGUGUGGUCGGUCGGUGAGACCUCUCGUCCCCGUCCAGAGAUAAUAUCUAUAUUUAACAGUAGUGUGGUCGGUCGGUCGGUGAGACCUCUAGUCCCCGUCCAGAGAUAAUAUAUAUAUUUAACAGUAGUGUGGUCGGUGAGACCUCUAGUCCCCGUCCAGAAAUAAUAUCUAUAUUUAACAGUAGUGUGGUCGGUCGGUCGGUGAGACCUCUAGUCCCCGUCCAGAGAUAAUAUAUAUAUUUAACAGCUGUGCGGUCGGUCAGUGAGUUUCCAUAGGCAUAACCACUCUAGGCAUUUUAUUUCUAAGGGAGUCUCUCCCCAGCCAAUAAAAUCAAACCAAAUGUUAUGCCUAUGGUUGUCUCUGCCCCUCCCCAGCCAAUAAAAUCAAACCAAAUGUUAUGCCUAUGGUUGUCUCUGCCCCUCCCCAGCCAAUAAAAUCAAACCAAAUGUUAUGCUACUCCAAAUUCUUUGCCAGGUUUUUUUGUCUUCUAAAAUUGGAUUGGCUGGAAAACAGGGUAAGGUCAGAGGUCAAAUGAUUUGGUGUGUUUUAGCCACUUGUUUACUCUGAUGUAUUUGGAUAAUUUCUGUGCCUGGUGCCAUGUCAUUCUAUGGACCUGUAGCAUAUUGGCAAGAACUUGAUGAGGAAUUGAUAUGGGGAUUCUAGAAGCAGUUUUUUUUCUUUUUUUUUUGGUUCCUAGCUGACCAAUAUGAUCUCAGAAUGGUGGGAUGUGAUUGUGUACAUGCUGUAUCUAACACCAUCCAUUAUAUUCUAGUAUAUAUAACAAUGUUUUUCCAGGGAUAUUAUCUUAAAGAUUUUUAUUUAUUUUGUAUGUAAUAUUGACUAUCUCCUGUCCGGAUCAGAAUAGAUCACAUAGAUGGACCUCCUAGACCAGUCAGGUCUGGAUCAGACCAGAUCGUCCUUCUCGACCAGUCAGGUCUGGAUCAGACCAGAUAGACGAACCUCCUAGACCAGUCAGGUCUGGAUCAGACCAGAUAGACGAACCUCCUAGACCAGUCAGGUCUGGAUCAGACCAGAUAGACGAACCUCCUAGACCAGUUAGGUCUGGAUCAGACCAGAUCGUCCUUCUCGACCAGUCAGGUCUGGAUCAGACCAGAUAGACGAAACUCCUAGACCAGUUAGGUCUGGAUCAGACCAGAUAGAUGGACCUCCUAGACCAGUUAGGUCUGGAUCAGACCAGAUCGUCCUUCUCGACCAGUCAGGUCUGGAUCAGACCAGAUAGACGAACCUCCUAGACCAGUUAGGUCUGGAUCAGACCAGAUCGUCCUUCUCGACCAGUCAGGUCUGGAUCAGACCAGAUCGUCCUUCUCGACCAGUCAGGUCUGAAUAGCACUUUUACUGUACCAAUGUAUUGUUGUUUUGAAGUUCCUUCUUUACUCAUUUAAUUUAAAUUCUUAAAUAUUUAGUUCCACGUCGUGAAGUUAGUGUGGUGUAAUGGUAUCCUAGAGUUAACCGUGUGUGUUAGAGCUUGGGGUUUGGAAGCAGGUGUCAGCAAAGCACAUCUUUCUGAAUGUACAGGGUAUAAUUGUUUUAAAAUAUCUUAUUUCAAGUGCAAUCUAAAUCUAUAUACAAAGAAUUUUAAUACCCCCUUAAAAUAAUUAUUUAUUCACGCACAAUAUCCAUACACGGUCUGCCUAGAGACAACACAUGGAUGCAUUAUCAUUCAUACACAAAUCCUACAGACACACACCCAAUCUGCAAUUUUCUAAUUGAUUUAUUUUCUGACCCCUUGUACCAAAUGUGGUAGAAAGAUCAGAAUUAUAACAAGUUUGACAUGGCUAACGUCCAAUAUCAACCUCUCAUUAAAUGUAUACGGAUACAGUGAGGAAGGAAUGGUGUGUAUGCUAUAAUUUGUUUAUUUUUUAAUGACAAUAAAAUUCUCUCU
This is a messenger RNA of Oncorhynchus masou masou (cherry salmon), 5836 nucleotides long. RefSeq names its product spire-type actin nucleation factor 1a (gene spire1a). The transcript is spliced from 18 exons. Gene Ontology annotation, biological process: actin filament polymerization; actin nucleation; intracellular transport. The coding region runs from base 1 to 2328 and encodes 775 amino acids. Lineage: Eukaryota; Metazoa; Chordata; Actinopteri; Salmoniformes; Salmonidae. Gene Ontology annotation, cellular component: cell cortex; cytoplasmic vesicle membrane. Gene Ontology annotation, molecular function: actin binding. The record is from RefSeq and is a predicted model, not a curated record.